Molecule: messenger RNA, 4707 nt
Organism: Elgaria multicarinata webbii
Lineage: Eukaryota; Metazoa; Chordata; Lepidosauria; Squamata; Anguidae
Gene: LRRC9
Product: leucine rich repeat containing 9
Exons: 33
Coding region: 80-4591 (1503 amino acids)
Molecular function (GO): protein binding
Source: RefSeq, a predicted model, not a curated record
ACACAGCCUGGGCCUUGCUUGGCCAGCUCUUUAGGCUCCAGGUCCUAUACUAUGUCUAUUAAGCUGAAAUGCUCAGAAAAUGAUCCAAACUGACACUCAAAACCAAGUCCCUUCCGAUGAAAUAAUUAAAGAGCUGUGCACCUGUAAUGGACUGUCUUACGACAGGAUUGAGCAAGAAGGGUCCACCGCAAAAAGCCUGGAGAUGUUUUUCUCAGGCUACCCCAGAAUAAUAGGCCUGUCACAUUUCCCCAAUUUAACAAGACUGACUCUUGUGAGGCAGAGCAUCCAAAAGAUUUCUGACCUGGAGAACUGUCCGCUACUGAAAGAGCUGUGGGUAGCUGAGUGUUGCUUGACAAAAAUUGAUGGUUUGCAAAAAUGUGUGCUUUUGCAAAAGCUUUACCUCUACUGCAAUAUGAUUUUGGCUAUUGAAAAUCUGGAGAAGCUAACAAAACUGGAGGUUGUUUGGCUUAAUGGGAACCAGAUUAAAGAAAUAGAGGGCCUGAACACACUGCAGAAAUUGAAGGAGCUCAAUCUAGCCGGGAAUUCCAUUAGUAAAAUUGGAAAUCGUUUGGAUCCCAGUAGUAAAAUAGAAAAAUUAAACCUGUCUGGUAACAAAAUAGGCUCCUUCAAGGAAAUUACCAAUCUGGCAAGGCUACCUCAUUUAAUAGACCUGUGUCUCAAUGACCCCCAAUAUGAUUCCAACCCGGUUUGUCUUCUUUGCAAUUAUGCGACACAUGUGCUGUAUCAUAUUCCUCAGCUUCAGAGGCUCGACACGUAUGAUGUAUCCUCUAAACAGAUCAAGGAGCUGGCAGACACGACGGUGAUGAAAAAAGUGAUGUACUACAACAUGCGGAUCAAGAGCGCUCACAGGCACCUGAAUGAGGAGCUUGAAAAGCUGAGAGAGAGGAAGUGCAAGCUGCAGAAGUUGCCGGAAGAUCGCAUUAAACAUUUCAGCUGUAACAUCAAGCACCUGGAGCGCGAACUGGCAGAACUGCAGGCAUCUGGCAAAAUACACGCUAGCAAAGCGGUUUCGAGCCGAAACUUUGAAUGCGAAAAAUCGGAUGAGGAAGCUGAGAGUCCGGAUGACGCCCCGGAGGAAUCCCGUCCUGAGCAGCGGUUUCAGCAUAAAUUAGACGCUCUCAAAAGGAGGAUAAAUUUCUGGAAUAAAAAACUAGACGAGAUUGAAGCAAUUUACCAAGUAGAAGUCAAGAAGAAGAAGAAAAGCAGCAAUUUGGCAGUGCAGUUUUUGCUUACGGAGCUGGAAACAGUGGGAAACACGCGCUUCGAAGAAGGCUUGCCGAGCGAUGUCUGGUUUAAUUCCUGCUAUGAGCUAAUUCUAGCCCGAUUUUGUGCCUGGGACUUCAAACCCUACGGCAUCACGGGAGUGAAAGUAAAUCGAGUCAUUAGGGUGCACAACCGGAUGUUGAGGCUGAAAUUCGAGGAGAAGUUCCAAGACUUUAUGGACAAAGAAGAUUUAAACGAGUCAAUAAAUUACAAGAAGAUGCUGGACUAUCUUUUCUAUAUAUCUCCUGCUGAAGCGUCCUUGAAGAAAAAACAAUUGAUCCAAGUGAUAGAGGAAGGCUUCCAGGAAACCAAAAAGGCAUCUGGAGGUGAAGAAGCCGUUCUGCUCUCAAAUAGCCUAAGUAUCUGUGAAUGCCCAAGAAUCGAAUAUUUGCAAAAGCAAGUCAGAAGUAACGGGGACUCUGAGGAUCUGUUCAGGCACGGGAAACUCGUAAUUGCAAAAGUCUUUCUUGGACUCAGCGCUCCAGCUCAUAAUAUGGAUCCAGUUAUCCAGAGCAAGUAUCCUGGGAUCAAUUCUGUUUACCGGCCACGCAGACCCUCCCAAUACGCCUCCUGCAUAGCCAGCACUGGGGCUCUGCCUCAUCAAGAGAAACCAAAGCCUCCAGAAGUCUGCUCUUCUGUGGAGUUCAAGAACUGCGAUUGCAACCUCCGACAGUGUGAGUGGUUUGUGUUUGAUCACGAGCUGGUUUUGCCAGAGUACGUCGUUGAGUUUGAGUACAUCACAUUGCUCAAAGUGGAGGCUCUGUUCUCCUCACUCAGCAAUGUGAUCGGGGAGGAAGGAAGGAGAAACGUGGCCGGUUUUGUGUCGUCUCGGGACCUGCAGCGCGACGACGAAGUUUUAAGCAUGGAGCCUGUAGUUAAGCCCAAGCCUAAAAUCGUUUGUUUGGAUGAAAAAACCGUGUUGGCGGUUGCAAAGGCCAACAUUUACAGUCAGAUCAUGGUUCUGAACCUGCACGGGAAUAGGCUGAGCAAACUCCGAGACAUCUCCAAGCUUACUGGUCUGCGCAAGCUUAUCGUCAGCUUUAACGAAUUCACUUGCUUAGAUGACGUCUACCACUUGCCAAACCUGGAGUAUUUUGAUGCCAGCCAUAACCAUGUCAUCACCCUGGAGGGCAUUAGGGGACUCAACAAGCUGAAGCAUUUGGACUUGAGCUGGAAUCAGUUGAAAAAGGCGGGGGAAGAAAUCGGCGUCUUACGGAAACAUACCCCGAUGGUGCACAGUUUGGAUAUCAGGCAUAACCCGUGGCAUAAGCCAGCCUCUGUGCGGUUAAGCGUCAUAGGCCAGCUGAGGGCUCUGACGCACCUUGAUGGGAUUUUGAUCACUGAGGACGAGGCAGCGGCAGCGAUUCAGUACAUGGCGGACUCCAAAAUCACUCAGGUGUCGCUGGUGGAGCAUUCUCGGACAGACCAAGAGAAACUGCGCAUACUUAGCGUCCUGCCUUAUGCCAAAAUCCUGAGCCAGAUUAGCGAGAACAAAGUGGACGUAUGUCAGAACAACUGGUUUUCAAAGAUCACCGUGUUAGAUCUAGAUGGGCAACAUCUCUGCAAAAUCAGCGGUUUGGAAAAGCUGGAGAGUUUGCGGUGGGCCUCCUUCUGCAACAAUAAUCUCACUAAAAUAGAAGGGCUGGACCAUUGCCAUAAACUGGAGGAGCUCAUACUCGAUGGAAACUGUAUCGCAGCCCUCGACGGAGUUGCAAAACUCUCCAAACUCGUGCGACUGAGCGCCAACAGCAACCACCUCACCAGCCUGGAGAGAAAUGUUUUCGAUAACCUAACGCACCUCCAUUAUCUCUCCCUCGAGAACAACCGGAUCACGUCGCUGGGAGGCUUGCAAAAAGCCUACGCUCUUGUGGAGCUCUACAUAAGCAACAACUAUGUGUCCUCCAACCAAGAAAUUUAUCAACUAAAGGGGCUAAACAAUCUGGUCAUUCUGGAUAUGUAUGGAAAUCUGAUAGUUUGGAAGCAAGAAAACUACCGGCUCUUUGUCAUUUUCCAUAUCCCAUCUCUGAAAGCUUUGGAUGGCGUUGCCGUGGAAGCAACUGAAGUGGAAAAUGCUAAAGAUUUAUUUGGUGGCAAACUUAACGCUGAUAUGGUGGCCGAAAGACUGGGACAUUCAAACUUCAGCAAAAUGCAAGAAUUAAACUGGACCGCCUCUAUGAUCAGAAUGGUAGAUCUUGUGCCAGCAGACCAGUUUAAAAACAUCACCAAUGUGAAUUUGCAGAACAAUAACCUCACCUCUUUCAGCGGUUUGGUUUUCCUCCCUAAUGUCAAGGUUCUGUGCCUAAACUACAAUCACAUUGAGUCGAUCGUCCCCAGACAAAAGCCUCCAAAUCACCUAACAAACAGGCAGCUGCUGUAUCAGAAAGUGACGUCCAGCGGCUACGGACAGCAAGGAGCUUCCAAAGGCAACAGGGAUAUGGGAUUUGGCGAAAUGUUGCCUCCGAUAAUGGAGAGUUUAGAAGUUCUCCAUUUGGGCUACAACGGAAUUACCAAUUUGGUCUUGCUCCAGAUUAGCAGGCUAAAAAAUCUGAAGUUUCUGUUUUUGCAGGGCAACGAAAUCAGCCAGAUUGAAGGUCUCGAGGGCCUGCAGCUUCUACAGGAAUUGGUGCUGGAUCAUAACAAAGUUAAAACGAUCCAUGAGAAUUCCUUUGCCAAACAGAGCUGCCUGGUGGCUCUUCACCUGGAGGAAAACCGGCUGCGAGAACUGAAUAAUUUCCAGCCCUUGGGGAAACUUCAGAAGCUUUUCCUCGGCCUCAAUCGCAUUCAGGAUUUGUCGGAACUUGAAAAACUUGAUUGUCUUCCUUGCAUUAAAGAGCUCUCGAUAUAUGGCAAUCCUGUGUCGCGCAAGAUUUGCCACCGCCCGCUUCUAGUAUUCCGCUUACCUAACCUUCAGGUGUUGGACGGAGUAACUGUCAGCCCAGAAGAGAAGGCGAGGGCCGAAAUCCAUUUGCUAGAACAGCAAGUCUUUCCUCCUGCUAAUUCUCCAAUCGACUGUGGAUUCCCCGGACUGCAAACAACUUUCCCCAAACCAUGUGCCAUGAGGAUAGCCAACAUGAACUUGAUUGGAGGUGUGAACCAUUUGUACGCAGCCGACUUUUUCUUUCCUCAUAUCACUGAUGAGGUGUUUGGGAGUGAAACUAACAAAAGUAAGAAAUCAAAGAACGUAGCAGUGGGAUCAAGUAACCCUCGGAGCAUCCAUGCAGAAGCAGCCAUGAGGCAAGCCAGGGGUGCAUCCGCUAACCUCCCAAGCCAUGGGACAUCACAGAGCGGCCCCUCCCGGACGACCUAAGCUGACCUCUCCAUCGAGGAAAAUGAAGAAAAGUGGACAAUAGCGCUGCCUGACUGGAUGACGUGUAAAUUGCUGUGGGAGCAAAUGGACGCUAAUUUAAACGUUGAUCUAAAUUU